Miniopterus natalensis is the source of this 3599-nucleotide messenger RNA. It is a transcript of the gene CEBPZ, whose product is annotated as CCAAT enhancer binding protein zeta. Lineage: Eukaryota; Metazoa; Chordata; Mammalia; Chiroptera; Miniopteridae. The record is from RefSeq and is a predicted model, not a curated record. Gene Ontology annotation, cellular component: nucleus.
CAUGCUGACGGCUCGCGCGUGCUUUGCUAACCAUGGCGGCCGCCAAGAAGCCUUUGGAGUUCCAUGCCAAGCGGCCCUGGGGUCCUGACAAGAAGGUAGACGACACGGACGAGGACGACGAGGAUGAUAACGAUGAAGCCGAGAAUGGGUUCUCCAUGGAGGAAGUGUUACGGCUUGGAGGCACCAAGCAAGAUUACCUUUUGCUGGCUGCUUUGGAUGAGAAUGAGGAAGUUGUGGAUGGAGGCAAAAAAGGAGCAAUUGAUGACCUUCAGCAAGGUGAAUUGGAAGCAUUUAUUCAAAGUCUGAGUUUGGCCAAGUAUGCAAAAGCUUUCAUAAUUGAAGAUGAACCGCCCAACAAAGAAGAUGCCAACAAAAACGCAAGCAUAUCUAAAUUAGAUAAUAAAAAGCAAAAUGCAGCAGAAGGUGAAAGGACAUCAGUCAGUAAGGUGAAAAAUAAGAAGAGACCAGAAAAACAUUCUGAUGAGAACAACAGUGCUAUACCAAAAGUAAAGAAAGAUAAACAACAGGACAUCUUUGAAUUUGUCGAGAGACCAGCAUUGUUACUGAAGCCUGGAGGCAAAUGGUAUGAUCUGGAGUAUAGCAAUGAAUGUUCUUUGGAACCCCAGCCUCGGGAUGUUGUGUCUAAGUACAAAACUUUGGCUCAGAAGUUGUAUGAGCAUGAAAUUAACUUAUUCAAAAAUAAGUCAAAUAAUCAAAAGGGAGCCUCUUCUACCUGGAUGAAGGCAAUUGUGUCAUCGGGGACCCUAGGAGACAGGAUGGCAGCCAUGAUUCUUCUUAUUCAGGAUGAUGCUGUUCACACACUCCAGUUUGUAGAAACUCUCGUAAACCUUGUGAAAAAGAAGGGCAGCAAACAGCAGUGCCUCAUGGCUUUGGAUACUUUCAAAGAGUUACUCAUUACAGAUCUUUUGCCAGACAGUCGGAAACUGCGGAUUUUCAGCCAGCAUCCUUUCAACAAACUAGAACAGUUGUCUAGUGGCAACAGGGACUCCAGAGACAGAAGGCUUAUCUUAUGGUAUUUUGAACACCAGUUGAAACACUUAGUGGCUGAAUUUGUGCAGGUCUUAGAAACUUUAAGUCAUGAUUCAUUAGUAGCCACGAAAAUUCGAGCUCUUUCAGUGGCUCAUGAGCUUCUUUGUAACAAACCUGAGGAAGAAAAAGCUCUUCUUGUGCAGGUGGUAAACAAACUGGGAGAUCCUCAGAACAGAAUAGCCACAAAAGCCUCCCAUCUGUUAGAGACAUUGCUUUGUAAACAUCCCAACAUGAAAGGCGUCGUGUGUGGUGAAGUCGAAAGGCUGCUCUUUCGCUCAAAUAUCAGCUUCAAAGCACAAUAUUAUGCAAUUUGCUUUUUAAAUCAAAUGGUCCUCUCCCAUGAAGAAAGUGAAUUGGCUAACAAAUUAAUAACUCUGUAUUUUUGUUUUUUUCGCACUUGUAUCAAGAAAAAAGAUAUUGAAUCAAAAAUGCUUAGUGCCCUUUUAACGGGAGUGAAUAGGGCCUACCCUUAUUCCCAGACUGGUGAUGACAAAGUGAGGGAGCAGGUUGAUACGCUGUUUAAAGUGUUACAUAUUGUGAAUUUUAAUACCAGUGUGCAGGCUUUAAUGUUGCUUUUCCAAGUUAUGAAUUCUCAGCAGACAAUAUCGGAUCGAUAUUAUGCAGCAUUAUACAGGAAGAUGUUGGACCCAGGGUUAAUGACAUGUUCAAAGCAAGCCAUGUUUCUUAACCUUGUCUACAAGUCUCUGAAAACUGACAUCGUGUUGCGCAGGGUGAAGGCUUUUGUGAAGAGGUUACUUCAAGUUACUUGUGAACAGAUGCCACCAUUCAUAUGUGGAGCUUUAUAUCUCGUGUCUGAGAUCCUUAAAGCAAAACCAAGUUUAAGAAGUCAACUAGACGAUCAUGCGGAAUCUGAUGAUGAUGAAAAUUUUAUUGACAUAAGUGAUGAUGAAGACAUAGAAACAUUCACUGAUGCAGAUAAAGAAAUAGGUACCGUGAAAAAAGUUGAGACAGAAGAAACUGUGUCUAAAAGUCAUAUGGAAACCAAAAAAUCAGAGUCUGCAUCUUGGGUACACUUUGAUAAUUUAAAAGGUGGCAAACGGUUAAACACAUAUGAUCCAUUCAGUAGAAACCCUUUGUUCUGUGGAGCUGAAAAUACAAGUUUUUGGGAACUCAAAAAGCUAUCUGAACAUUUUCAUCCCUCUGUGGCUCUAUUUGCAAAAACUAUCCUUCAGGGAAAUUAUAUUCAGUAUUCAGGGGACCCACUUCAGGAUUUCACACUAAUAAGAUUCUUGGAUCGAUUUGUAUACCGAAAUCCAAAGCCACAUAAAGGCAAAGAAAACACAGACAGUGUUGUGAUGCAGCCAAAAAGAAAACAUUUUAUAAAGGAUAUCCGUAGUCUUGCUGUGAACAGUAAGGAGUUCCUUACAAAAGAAGAAAGCCAAAUACCAGUGGAUGAAGUGUUUUUCUAUAGGUAUUAUAAAAAAGUUGCUCUUGUUAAAGAGAAACAGAAACGGGAUGCAGAUGAAGAAAGUAUAGAAGAUGUGGAUGAUGAGGAAUUUGAAAAGAUGAUAGAUACAUUUGAAGAUGAUAAUUGUUUCACCUCUGGAAAGGAUGAUCUUGAUUUUGCUGGCAAUGUGAAAAAGAAAACAAAAGGAGCUAAGGGUGAGCCAGAAAGUGAAGAUUCGGAAGAUAGUGAUGACGACCUUGAAAACCUGGAUGAUGAUGAAGUGUCUUUAGGAAGUAUGAAUGAAGAAUUUACUGAAAUUGAUGACGAUGGAGGAACAUUCAUGGAUGUGUUGGAUGACGAGAGUGACGGCAUUCAAGAACUUAAUGAAGUCAGCUCCAACGUCAAUUCUAAGAAAAGCAAGAGGAAACGUGCAAAUGAUUUUGACUUUGCUGAAUCAUUUCAAGGACCCAGGAAAACAAAGAAAAGAAAUCUCAGUGACUCCAACCUAUUUGUAUCUGCUGAAGAGUUUGGCCACCUAUUGGAUGAAAAUAUGGGAUCCAAGUUUGACAACAUUGGCAUGAAUGCCAUGGCUAACAAAGAUAAUGCAAGUCUCAAGCAGCUCAGAUGGGAGGCUGAACGCGAUGACUGGCUACACAACAGAGAUGUGAAGAGUAUCAUCAAGAAGAAGAAAAAUUUCAAAAAGAGGCCGAAAACCACUCACAAAAUUAAAAAGCAAAGAAAAUGAGUGUUUUCUAGAUAAAUUAUAAAUUCAAAUUCUACUUACUUCUAACUUUUGUUGUUCAACCAUUUUUCUUGAUCUUGCUGUCUGAUUCCAUACAUUCCAGAAUAUUCAAUGGAUUUGUAAUAAACUAUUAAAAAAAAAUCAUUUAUAAAAUCAUGUAAAAAUGUUAAAAUUAAAUAGUAUUGAGAAAUAUCAAACUUUUUUCCUUCUUGCUACAUAUUUCAUGCAGAAGCUGUAGCACCUAUACUAAUCAUUGUAAUGAACACUAUUUAUUAGGCAGAUACUGUGCUAAUUAUGUAAUGUUACCUCAUCUGAUCCUUAUAACAAUUUGUGAAGUGGGUGUGAUUAUCUCUACUUGGCAGAGAAACAGCUCCAAGAUGUUAGCAAACCUGAGAUUGG